AACUAUUUUGUUGUUUUAAUUCAGUUCAUUUUAUCGUUUUGCGUUUUUGUGUGCGUCUUGCGUUUUUUUGUCCUUAGUGCGUAAUAAUAAAUGGCUGAAGAUUCAGAUUCAUCUAGUUUCCUCUCUGGAAUACUAAAUGAAAUAUUGGGUAGCUACUUAAAUAUUGCGUUAAUAGGAUUGAUAGCAUUCCUGUUGUACAAAAUUGUGAGAAGCUCUAGUGAUGUGUCGACACCGAGUGCACCACCAGAACCACAACUUCCGAAAAUCCGAAAAGAUUUUACCGUUCAGGAAUUGAAGGAGUUCGAUGGAAAUCAGCCAGAUGGUCGCGUUUUGGUAGCGGUAAAUGGCAGUGUUUAUGAUGUAACAAAGGGAAAGCGAUUCUAUGGGCCAGGUGGACCGUAUGCAGCGUUUGGCGGCCGUGAUGCCUCAAGAGGCUUAGCCACAUUUAGUGUUGUAAGCUCUGAUAAGGAAGGCUACGAUGAUCUCAGCGAUCUAAAUUCAAUGGAAAUGGAUUCAGUGCGAGAAUGGGAAUUACAAUUCAAAGAAAAGUACGAAUAUGUUGGUCGUCUUCUCAAACCUGGCGAAGAACCAGCAAGCUAUUCAGAUGAAGAAGAUGACAAUCAGCAAGAUUCAAAUACUAGCAAUAAAUCAACUGAUUCUACUGGUAAAUCAAAAGAUGACUGAUUUGCAUUAUAAAACACAUUCGGAGCUAGUAUAUCAUCGAAAACAAUUUUUAUGGAAAAUGAAUUAUAAAUAAAAACAGAAAAAUAAAAAAAUGAUUUUUUUCAGUGUAAAAAAUUAUUACUUGUCUCACCUCUAAUUACGAUGAUAUCUUCACCCAAUUUUGUUUUUAAAUAUUAUUUUUGAUUUGGAUUCAAAUGAAGGUAUUGCAAAACACAUCUUUGAUGUCCAAUUAUUUUUUGAAUCAAUGUCUCAGUUUGCCGUUUGCUUAUUGACCGUGGAACGAUUUAACCUCAAAAUUUUUCUCUUAUUUUUUGCCUAAAAAUUCAUUUAUAUUUUGAAGAUGAUUUGUAAUUCAGUUUUCAAUUAACAAAAAAUAUAAUCAUAACUGAAAAGAUGGGUGUAAGGACUUACUUUUAUUCCGACUUUGUACUAUUAUUAAUUUUUAAGGUUUUUUUUAAUUUAAAAAAAAAUAAUUUUAAGAAAUUUCGACCAAAAUUUUUUUUACAAAACAUUUCGAUUCAAAAAUGACUUCAACGCUUUAAUUUUCCUUAAAACGGCAGAACAUUUAUAUGGCCGCGAAAAAAAAGAAGAAAACGCUAGAUAGGAGAUCGAUUUAUCAGCUUUUUUGUUGUAAUAACAUCUACUGCUGCAAUUAAACCAAAAUUUGUAAAGAUUAUAUAUAAUGAUAAAACGAAAGGUUUAUGUUAUAUAUGUACGGUAGAUAUGGUGGUAGCAUUAUUAUUCU
Molecule: messenger RNA, 1429 nt
Organism: Bradysia coprophila
Lineage: Eukaryota; Metazoa; Arthropoda; Insecta; Diptera; Sciaridae
Gene: MSBP
Product: membrane steroid binding protein
Cellular component (GO): membrane; endomembrane system; endoplasmic reticulum
Source: RefSeq, a predicted model, not a curated record